GUGGAAACAUGCUUUUUCCUCACAUCUCCGGGUGGUUUAUUUGAUAACACACAGUAGCCAUGCCUCUAAUAGUGAUGUGUGGUUACCCCUGUAGUGGUAAAACACGACGGGCAGAAGAACUGAAGGUGUAUUUUGAACAGAACACGGAGCGAAAGGUUCAUAUUGUGGGAGAUGGAGCUCUGGGCUUUGAGAAAAACACUGUUUACGCAGAUUCCCAAAAGGAAAAAAAUGUCAGAGCAGCUCUGAAAGCAGAGGUAGAGAGAAAAGUCAACAAGGAUGACAUUGUAAUUUUGGACUCAUUGAAUUACAUAAAAGGUUACCGCUAUGAACUGUUCUGCCUCAUCAAACAUGCACAGACACCACACUGCCUGGUAUACUGUUUGACAUCAGAUGAACAGAGCUCAUCGUGGAAUACCAGCAGAGACGCUGCUGAGCAGUACACACAGGACAUCUUUGACGCAUUAGUUCUGAGAUAUGAAGCUCCAGACUCAAGAAACCGAUGGGACAGUCCUCUCUUCACCAUCCUGAAAGAUGACACACUUUCAUUUGAAGCCAUUUCUGACGUGCUUUUCAAAAGAAAAGCACCCCCACCUAACCAGUCUACUCAGAGUCAACCGCUGUCAUCCACAAACUUCUUGUAUGAGUUGGACAAGAUCACACAAGAUGUGUUAAUGGCAAUUUUUAACGCCCUGAAGACAAGUGUUCCUGGGGAUCUCAUUUCAGUUCCAGGAGCUACAGAAAAGAUCGAGCUCACCAGGAGCAUCAACAUGGCAGAGCUGCGGAAACUACGCCGCCAGUUCAUCAGCUACACCAAGAUGCACCCAACAGAGAACACAGGACAAAUUUCCAACAUGUUUGUGCAGUAUUUAAAUAAGAGCCUUCACUGAAAUUAUAUAUCAUCAGCUUCAUUUUUAUUUUUUGUGACAAAUAAAUAUAUUUAAAUAUUAA
This is a messenger RNA of Seriola aureovittata, 948 nucleotides long. RefSeq names its product KTI12 chromatin associated homolog (gene kti12). The record is from RefSeq and is a predicted model, not a curated record. Bases 60 to 887 code for a protein of 275 amino acids. Lineage: Eukaryota; Metazoa; Chordata; Actinopteri; Carangiformes; Carangidae. The transcript is spliced from 9 exons.